AUGGCUUUGGUGCACCGCAUCGUCUCGGUAUUCAUGGCGGCAUCCGGCAACAAACUGACGGACGUUCAGAUGUCAGAAGAAAACAACACCGUGCGAGACAUCAAAGAGCAACUCCAAGCGCAGCUUGGGUUCCCGCGCUUUCAGCAACGUGUGCUCCUUGACAAGGAAAGCCAGCAGCUCGCCGACACGUAUAUCCUGAACCCCGACACCAAGCAAAUCUUCGUGGUCCUGGUCGCCUACAUCAACAUGUCCCGCAGCCUAGAAAUCGAACUCCUGCACGCAAUCAACUACGGCCCAGCAGAAGACGUAGAAGCCAUCCUCCAACGACCACAGCAUCCCGCAGACGUGGCACGACCGGGCAGCGACCUGUCCUUGCACGAAGCAGCCACCAACAACAACACCGACAUAGCAAGCAUGCUCGUGCAAGCCAACGCAGACACCAACAUCCAGUGCCCGACCACUCGCACCACGAACGCGGACAUGCUGGUAAGCCUGAGAAGCGAACUCAACGACUACCUCCUCGACUGCAGCGACUCAGACGACUCCGAAGCAACUCUUAUCUUCGAGGUCUCCAGUGACACCGAAAUGAGCGAUGGCACCCAGCAGGCAAAUGGGCCAUGGCCCUUGCAAGCCUGUUUUCUUGCUGCACGCCCCGCCGCUGGGUGCUCAAGCCAAGUCCACGCCUUAGAGGCCAGCACUACCGCCGCUUCCACGACGACUCUGACCUGGCCUAAAUGGAUCAAUGCUACAGGCUUCGAGAUCACAUCGACAGCAGUGUCAGCCCAGCUCGUCGCCGAAGCCUAUCAAGACAACCCGCAAAACUCCGCAGCGGCAACCGUCAACCAACGUGGAGCGAUGUACAGCAACUUCGUCAGCAAGUUCGCAAUCUAG
Molecule: messenger RNA, 891 nt
Organism: Symbiodinium necroappetens
Lineage: Eukaryota; Dinophyceae; Suessiales; Symbiodiniaceae
Source: the annotation of a GenBank genome assembly